Messenger RNA from Neoarthrinium moseri, 1728 nucleotides. RefSeq lists its product as uncharacterized. Gene Ontology annotation, cellular component: nucleus. Lineage: Eukaryota; Fungi; Ascomycota; Sordariomycetes; Amphisphaeriales; Apiosporaceae. Gene Ontology annotation, molecular function: DNA-binding transcription factor activity, RNA polymerase II-specific; transcription cis-regulatory region binding. The transcript is spliced from 6 exons. Gene Ontology annotation, biological process: regulation of DNA-templated transcription. The record is from RefSeq and is a predicted model, not a curated record. Bases 1 to 1728 code for a protein of 575 amino acids.
AUGCCGACGAGUUCAAAUCGAAUGCACGCCUCAGACUACGAAAGUGUUGAGAAGGCCAAGACAGAUCAGACACUCGAGCCAAAGGACCUCGCCGGAGCACCGAGAGAAUGCGAAGGCUCACACUACGGAACUCCUUCGCCCGCACUACAUGGAGAGUAUUUGGAUAGAAAUACCUUCCAGGCAUACGGCUUAAAUGCUUACGGUCCGGUCACACAGCACUUCGACGCUGAAGACCUUGCAGCACCGCCCACACGGGCGUCCUUCCCACCGAUUGGCGUAAGCUAUGCGCAUGACGUACCCUCUGGUCCCGGCUUCGGUUUGACAUGGAGUCAAGCCUCCCAGGCACUCGCCCUAUUUAAGGUGAAAAUGAUGCCCGAGUUCCCAUUCGUGGUGCUCGAACGGGACGUAUUCGCAGAGCAACUCUGCUAUGAGAGCCCAUUGCUCUUCCGCAGUAUUAUGCUUGCCGCUGCACCGGUCACCCUGGCCCAGCGAAAGGAAAUGAAAAGAAGUAUUAGUGCCUACAUCGGCCAACGCAUAAUAGUAUUGGAGGAGCGAGACCUGGAUCUUCUCCAGGGGUUAUUGGUAUUCAUUGCUUGGGGAAACCAUAGCUUUUACUUGGAUCGUUAUAUCACAAACCUCAUUUAUCUUGCCGUUGGACUCGCUCAUAAUCUUGGGAUCACACGCCUCCCACCGUCCUGCCAACAGAAGGUGAAGCAAGCUGUGGGUGCCGGCGAUGUAGAUGAGGCGAUGAGAGGGAGAGCCUUGACGACGGUUGCGGAAGAAUUCCACACGCUCGAAGAGAUGCGCGCCUUUCUGGGAUGCUAUUAUGUAUUAUCGGUCAAUUCAUCUCAGUUCUGUCGCCAGAACUCACUUCAAAACGAUUACAUGAAGUAUUGUCUGCAGUACGUUACGGAUUCUGGCGACUAUUGGCCAGACAGCUACCUUGUGCGGAUGAUCAGGCUACAGCAGGUUGUGGAUCGUAUUUCAGCAACGUUUCCGGCGGGUAGCGAGAGCGGUGUUCCUGUUCAGUCCUUGAUGAGGGGCAUCCAGCCCAUCCAUACACAGAUCAAUGAGAUCUGCGGUAAUAUUGAGCAAGGACAAGUGCAAAAUAUGACUUUCUGGAUGAAGUACAACUAUGUGCUGGUCCGACUAUAUGAGCCCGCAACGCGCCUCUCUACGACGGUCACUGGGCAAAAUGCACUGCACAGAUCCCAACAUCUUACCAGCUGUCUUCAAGCUGUUAAGUCUUUCUUCACCUUCCUGCUGUCGUCCACUCCAGCGGACCUCCUCUAUCGCCCAUUCACAUGUUCAGCCGAACUGAUCACUGUCACUGUCACGGCCUCGCGGCUACUGCUCCUCGACGUCGAUGGCUGGGAUCUAGAUGGGGCACGGCAGACUCUCGACCUGGUCUCUAUCAUGGACGAGCUUAUAGCAGCUUUCGAUAACGCCAGCCUUCUACAGAAGCGCCGGGCAGUAGAACCCAUCGAGGGUGGAUUUUUACCCAAGGACAAUCCGGAUGAUGAGAAGGAAGAUGUGUUCAUUAAGUAUGUGCACAAAAUCAAAUGGAUAAAAGUUUGGUUUCAGACCCAACUCGUGGCCCGAGGCCUGGUACCGCCCAGCGAGCCGGACGUUGUGCUUCCUGAUGUCUGGUCACUGGAUGAAAAUGCCGGAAAUCAAUUCUGGCUUGGCCUGGUGAACGGCAGUACUUGGGGUUCGUUUGAGUUCUGA